CUGUCCGUCUCCCGCCUCCGCCCGGCUCCAGCCACCCUGCAGGCUCCGCCCCUGCCCUCUCCGCCGCGUCUCCUCCCUGCAGUCUCUCUCUGUGGGCGAACUGCGUGCUGCUGCGUCAUCGCCAGUGGCCGGUUUGAAUGAGACUCGUCGCACCCGAGCCGCCACCACCGUGCUUCCACCUCGGCCGCCUCCACAAGCUUUUUCUGGUCCCUUUCCCUGCGCGGUCUUUGCCAGGACCAGCCUUCCUACGCCACCACCUCCCUGCGUACCCCCGCCAUGCCACUGUACUCCGUUACUGUAAAAUGGGGAAAGGAGAAAUUUGAAGGUGUGGAAUUGAAUACUGAUGAACCUCCAAUGGUGUUCAAGGCUCAGCUUUUUGCACUGACUGGAGUCCAGCCAGCCAGACAGAAAGUUAUGGUGAAAGGAGGAACCUUGAAGGAUGAUGAUUGGGGAAACAUCAAAAUAAAAAAUGGAAUUACUCUACUAAUGAUGGGGUCAGCAGAUGCUCUUCCGGAGGAACCCUCAUCUAAAACUGUCUUCGUAGAAGACAUGACAGAAGAGCAGUUAGCAUCUGCUAUGGAAUUACCAUGUGGGUUGACAAAUCUUGGUAACACUUGUUACAUGAAUGCUACAGUUCAAUGUAUUCGAUCUGUGCCUGAACUCAAAGAUGCCCUUAAGAGGUAUGCAGGUGCCUUGAGAGCUUCAGGGGAAAUGGCUUCAGCACAGUAUAUUACUGCAGCCCUUAGAGAUUUGUUUGAUUCCAUGGAUAAAACUUCUUCUAGUAUUCCACCUAUUAUUCUACUGCAGUUUUUGCACAUGGCUUUCCCACAGUUUGCGGAGAAGGGUGAACAAGGACAAUAUCUUCAACAGGAUGCUAAUGAAUGUUGGAUACAAAUGAUGCGAGUAUUACAACAAAAAUUGGAAGCCAUAGAUGAUGAUUCUGUUAAAGAGUCAGAUUCUUCAUCUGCAUCAGCAGUGACACCUUCUAAAAAGAAAAGUUUAAUUGAUCAGUUCUUCGGUGUUGAAUUUGAAACAACCAUGAAAUGUACAGAAUCUGACGAAGAAGAAGUUACCAAAGGAAAGGAAAAUCAACUUCAGCUUAGCUGUUUUAUCAAUCAGGAAGUCAAGUAUCUUUUUACAGGACUUAAAUUGCGACUUCAGGAAGAAAUCACCAAACAGUCUCCGACAUUGCAAAGAAAUGCUUUAUAUAUCAAAUCUUCCAAGAUCAGCCGGCUACCUGCUUACUUAACUAUUCAGAUGGUUCGAUUUUUUUAUAAAGAGAAGGAAUCUGUGAAUGCCAAAGUUCUUAAGGAUGUUAAAUUUCCUCUUAUGUUGGAUGUAUAUGAACUGUGUACACCAGAACUUCAAGAGAAAAUGAUCUCUUUUCGAUCAAAAUUCAAGGAUCUAGAAGAUAAAAAAGUGAAUCAACAGCCAAAUACAGGUGACAAGAAGAGUAGUCCUCAUAAAGAAGUUAAAUAUGAACCCUUUUCAUUUGCGGAUGAUAUUGGCUCCAAUAAUUGUGGAUACUAUGACUUACAAGCAGUGCUAACGCACCAGGGAAGGUCUAGUUCUUCAGGUCAUUAUGUGUCAUGGGUGAAAAGGAAACAAGAUGAAUGGAUUAAAUUUGAUGAUGAUAAAGUCAGCAUUGUAACACCAGAAGAUAUCUUGCGGCUUUCUGGUGGUGGAGACUGGCAUAUUGCUUAUGUUUUACUCUACGGGCCUCGCAGAGUUGAAAUAAUGGAAGAGGAAAGUGAACAGUAAUCUUCAGUUUAGCUAUUUAUGCCUAGGUGUGAAAUGUUUUUUGUUGAUCAUUUCUAUAAUCCAGAGCUUUAGAGGAAGACAAAUUUAGGUGGUUUUAUCUGUUCCCCCUUCAUGUGGAACAAGAGGGGGCAGAAACAGACCACUUGUGCAUCAACCUAAAAUUACAGAAAAGAAAAUUACCCUUGGAUUGUGCUGCCCUGUGUAAAGGUGGCUGGAAGACAUUCUUUAAAAGUUAUUUCUUGCAUUAAUUAAAAAAAAAAAAUCUUAGUUGAAAUGCCUUUCACCCAUUACCUCCUGCAGUUUUUCUUCUUGCUCUCUCAGCCCAAGAUUGAACAAUUUAUUGCACACCCAUUACCUAUUCUUUGUUGUUCUUGCAUGGUUCAUAUCGCCAUUCAGUAGCUGCCCAUCCUUUGCCUUAUCUAACAAACAUUUUUCCAGGAAGGUGGAAAAGGAAGUGUUGCUCUCAUUGUGUAACUCAGUGCUGCUGUCCACGUCCCAUGGAAACAUGGGUGCAAUCAAGUAUUGUCCAGCCUGACUGUUGCUGGCUUUUCAUAACUUUAAAAUAAAUUGUGAUCAAUAAUAGUACAUUUGAUUAUACAUUUAUUAUUGUGUCUCUCUCUGAUGUACUAUGGUUUGUACAUUUAACUUUGCAAUGGUUUUGUAGUAAUCAACCUUAAAAAAAUGUUGACAAGCUCUGGUUGCUUAUUUUUAGAAAAUGAGGAUAUUUAAUAAAAAAAAAAAAGGAGGGAUUAACAGCUUUUGACCUCAAGUCUUUUGUCUUUUGAGUAUUGGGAGUUUGGCUGAAGAUUCAAAUGUUUAAUAAUAUAUAAUUUCUGAAAAUGGUUAAUAUUCCUGUGCUGUUAAGCAUCCAUUUAAAGUACUUUUCUUGGGCUGAGGAUGUAGCUUAGUGGUAGAACACUUGUCUAGCAUGUGCUACCCCAAACCAAAUAAGACUUUGCCCAUAUUCCCUUUAAAAAGCAAUACAAAGUUAUAAGAGUAAUGGAAUUCUUUGCAUGCUGAAUGCAAUGAUGUUACCAGAUUCAUUCCUUGGCUCAUUGGUAUUUGUUUUUUUAACUCUCGUUAAUUCCCAGUCUUAAUGUCCUUCUUGAAAUUUAACAUUAGUGAUUUUUUAAGUUAAUGGAAGAAAACAGCAAGAGUAUGGGGUAUUUGAAGAUGAUCAGUUUCUUAAAUUUUAAUAGUUUAGUUUCAGGAAUCUUGAUUGACUGCUAAGGAAAUGAUAAAGGAUAGAAUAUGAACAUAAUCGUCUGAUUUUGAAUCAGAUAUUUAUAAUAAAGUUUGAGGAUUAUUAUGAUCUCUCAUUUUUUGCCUAUGUUGUUUUAAUGCUCUGCAGGUCAGAACAUUGGUAACCAUUAAGGUUCCUAGAGCAUAAUGGCCAUUUUUCUCAAAUCUGAGCAAUGUGAUGUAACCUAAUACUAGGGUACAAAAUAAGCAUUUCAGGGAUACUUAUUUGUAGUUUCCUCACCUAACCUCUUGACUGUUGGCAAUCAAUACUUUCUAUUUUGGCUGGGGGAGGGGUGGUGAAGAAUAAGGGUGUGGAUCUUAAGAAUUGUUAUGUUGUAUGAUGCCUGUGACUUUAAAGUUUUUUUUUUUUUUU
Molecule: messenger RNA, 3376 nt
Organism: Ictidomys tridecemlineatus (thirteen-lined ground squirrel)
Lineage: Eukaryota; Metazoa; Chordata; Mammalia; Rodentia; Sciuridae
Gene: Usp14
Product: ubiquitin specific peptidase 14
Biological process (GO): regulation of proteasomal protein catabolic process; proteasome-mediated ubiquitin-dependent protein catabolic process; protein deubiquitination
Molecular function (GO): cysteine-type deubiquitinase activity; proteasome binding; protein binding
Source: RefSeq, a predicted model, not a curated record